Molecule: messenger RNA, 1559 nt
Organism: Coccidioides posadasii C735 delta SOWgp
Lineage: Eukaryota; Fungi; Ascomycota; Eurotiomycetes; Onygenales; Onygenaceae
Gene: HTZ1
Product: histone H2A.Z
Biological process (GO): heterochromatin formation
Cellular component (GO): nucleosome; chromatin
Molecular function (GO): structural constituent of chromatin; DNA binding; protein heterodimerization activity
Source: RefSeq, a predicted model, not a curated record
CGCAAAACAUCAGUGUAACAACAGACACUUGCUAACGAAUGGCUUGACUCCUUUCUAUCGUCUGAAGUUAGCUGCUGUGCACCUGAUCGAGGACAAGAUGAAGAAUGAUCACUAACUCGCGGUGGUGCAUCACUAACCCAAGACGCUCGAGAGGAGUUUUUGACUAGCCUCCCUGCUGGCCCUGAUCCAGCGAUGGCCUUGAAUGGGGUAGCAGGUAUUAUUUAUGAAAGCUGACAUGCCUAGGGACCCGGAUAUUUGCGCCAUUUUACAGAAGGCGUAACUAACUUGAAGCGCUGGAAUCUAUGUUUGAAGGCGGCGCCCAGUUCCCCCGGUGAAGAAUUGAGGUUGUGAAAACCCACCCGAAUUAGGAAUAGCGCGGUUUUCCCAUCAACCACUCUUUUCCCACUUGAAAGCGACCUGGAAGUCUCAACCCAUGAUUUUCCCUUCUUCCAUCAACAAAAACGCGUUAUCGCCACUUUUUCCAACAACUACUCCGUGCUGACCCAACCUCAACCUCGGACCUUCAUCACCUCACGCGACAUAUCGAUAUUUAGGACCGUGCGACAUAUCUAAGACGCAAAAUGCCCGGUGGAAAAGGCAAAUCCGUCGGAGGCAAGGGUGCCCCCAAAGAUGCUUCCGGCAAAACUCAGAGAUCCCACAGUGCAAAAGCUGGUUUACAGUUUCCUUGUGGCCGUAUAAAGCGCUUUUUAAAGAACAACACUCAGAACAAGAUGCGCGUUGGCGCAAAAGCCGCUGUCUACGUUACGGCUGUCCUCGAAUACCUCACUGCAGAAGUGCUGGAACUCGCUGGUAAUGCUGCCAAGGAUCUUAAGGUCAAGCGUAUCACACCCCGCCAUCUACAGCUGGCUAUUCGCGGCGAUGAAGAACUGGAUACGUUGAUCCGAGCCACUAUUGCGUUUGGAGGCGUUCUCCCACGCAUCAACCGGGCCCUGUUACUCAAGGUUGAACAGAAGAAGAAGUCCAAGAUUGAGGCAUAAGCGGAAUGUCGUUGAUACCGGACCGAGUAUGCAGGGGGCUAGGAGACCCGGCGCACCCGAGCUUCGAUUUCAGUGCUAUCAUAUAUAAUAUCUUCCCCCCGAGCAUUGGUUCUAGACAGCAAGCCUGCUUGAAGCCGGUCCACUAUUAUGCUCAUGAUCAUGACAUUGGCUUCAACUUGUGGCCUUGGUCCGUUGUCAUGCAGUACCCUCGACACUUCUCGUCAAGUUGAUGCCUUAUAUAUCUGCUUGCUCUCCCUUUCUCUUAUUUUCUCUAUGAUUAUUCUCGCUUUCACUUUUAUUCAGGCGCUUUUCUGGGUGGGUUGACUGGUGGGAAGGAUGAAACUCAAAAUCCGGGUUCGGAAGGACAGUCACAAAGCUGGUAGCAUGUUUGAUUUCCCUCUUUCCCUUCGCUGUGGCUUUCUCUCUUAUCUUCAACGCUGGGCUGUUUUUCGCCCUUGAUACUCUUGUUGCUCGCUCUACCUACUCUAAUUUCCGCUGUAUAAGUACUUUUAGUCUCUUGGAGUCACCAAUCAGAAUGAAAAACAUGAUGCUACCGGCCUC